Molecule: messenger RNA, 1476 nt
Organism: Malania oleifera
Lineage: Eukaryota; Viridiplantae; Streptophyta; Magnoliopsida; Santalales; Ximeniaceae
Exons: 2
Coding region: 1-1476 (491 amino acids)
Molecular function (GO): RNA-DNA hybrid ribonuclease activity; nucleic acid binding
Source: RefSeq, a predicted model, not a curated record
AUGGAGGCGUACGUGGACGACAUGCUGGUGAAAAGCUUGGUAGCAGGGCAACAUUGCAAAGACUUGAGAGAAACAUUCGAACUCCUUCGACGGUACCACAUGAAACUGAACCCAUCGAAGUGUGUGUUCAGUGUUUCUGCAAGAAAGUUCCUGGGCUUUAUGGUGACUCGUAGAGGUAUAGAAGCAAACCCAGAUAAAAUAAGAGCGCUGCUGGAGAUGGAGGCCCCAUGGACAAAAAAGGAGAUCCAAGUUUUGACAGGGAGGAUAGCCUCCCUCAGCAAGUUUGUCUCCUACUCAAGGGACAAAGGCUUACCUUUCUUCAAAGCACUACAGAAGAAGGGAGGAUUCGAAUGGGGGGAGGAGCAGGCCAAAGCCUUCGAACUACUCAAGCAGUACCUCGGAUCCCCUCCUCUUUUAACGAAGGCAAAGAAUGGGGAAGACCUCUACCUAUAUAUAGCAUCCACAGAAAAUGUCGUCAGCUCUGUCCUGGUUCGGGAAGAAGGCAGGAAGCAUCAACCAAUUUAUUACACUAGCAAGGUGCUCAGCGGAGCCGAAAAGAACUAUUGCAAGACAGAAAAAGCCGCUUUCUCCAUCGUUUGUGUAGCGCGAAAAUUGAGGCCCUACUUUCAGGCCCACAAGGUAAUUGUGUUAACAAACCUACCGAUGAGACAAAUUCUACAGCGGCCAGAGAGUUCAGGAAGGAUGACGAAAUGGUCAAUCGAAUUAAGUGAGUUCGACAUACAAUAUCGACCAAGGCCCGCUAUCAAGGCCCAGGUGCUCGCUGAUUUUACAGUAGAGAGGUUCUCUGACUCAUCCACUAAGCCAGACGUAUGGACACUACAUGUUGAUGGGCCAUCUAACGCUGCUGGAGGGGGAGCUGGAUUCAUCCUUUCGGCCCCAGAUGCCAGCGAAACUCUUUUCGCACUGAAACUUGAGUUCAUAGCAACCAACAAUAAUGCGGAGUAUGAAACUUUGUUAGCAGGCCUACGCUUGGAAGAUGCAUUAGGUGUGGCACAGAUCAAGGUAUUGAGUGAUUCUCAGCAGGUGGUAGAGCAGUUGAAAGGAGAAUUUGAAGCUAGGGAUCCAAGAAUGAAGAAAUAUCUCCUUAAGGCCCAAGAAUACGAGAAAGCAUUUGUUCAGUUCAAUGUAGAACAUGUACCAAGGGCAGAAAACAAAAAGGCUGACGCACUCGCGAAAUUGGCCUCAGCGACCGGUGCGGAAUGGAAAGAUGCUAUUUAUCUAAAGCGAAUAGGGAAACCCUCAUAUGAGGAAGAAAAAGUUAACUCAAUAGAGUCCGAAAUCAACAAGAAUGAUUGGAGGGCCCUUUUUUUCCUAUUUCUCCAAGACGGAUCCUUACCAGAAGACAACAAGGAAGCUCAGAGAGUGAGAAGGAAAGCAGCAAGAGGCGGUCAUCCCAGCAGAGGUAGGGAUGCCCUCUUGGCGAAGGCAAUACUUCAACGAGUAGACCAACAAUAA